Messenger RNA from Sphenostylis stenocarpa, 996 nucleotides. The record is from the annotation of a GenBank genome assembly. NCBI's taxonomy places the organism in Eukaryota, Viridiplantae, Streptophyta, Magnoliopsida, Fabales, Fabaceae.
AUGACUCACCCCUACUGCUCCAAUGAUUUCAAUGCUUGGUUUGACCUCAAUUCUCCAUUCCUUUUCUCCUCUUCUUCGUCACCAUGCUCCAACCCUCCAUUCUAUCUUCCCUCUACUUAUGAUAACUUCACCACUGCCAUCUCUUUUACUCAUCAUCAAUCUUCUCCCCCCAAAGAAGCACUUCCUCUCCUUAACCUAAGCCCUGCAAGAGGUGAAGAUCUUGAAUCUUCCUUUAGUGCCAUGAAAGUCAACAGAGAGAAAGAGAGAGAACUAAGCAUAUCUUCUAAUAAUAUCUCCUUGGAUGAUGAAACUGUGACGGUGGCUUUGCACUUAGGGCUUCCAAGCAGUACCACUUCACCUGAUUUAACUUCAAACACAUACUCAGAUAAAGAAAAAGCCACGGUUGCUCGUGAGUAUUCUCCUCCUAGAAUUAACAAGGGUCAGUAUUGGAUCCCUACCCCUGCUCAAAUUCUGAUCGGUCCAACACAGUUCUCAUGCCCCCUUUGUUUCAAGACGUUCAACAGAUACAACAACAUGCAGAUGCAUAUGUGGGGGCAUGGAUCUCAAUACAGAAAGGGACCAGAAUCUCUGAGGGGAACUCAACCAACAGCAAUGCUUAGACUCCCUUGCUACUGUUGUGCACCUGGAUGCAAGAACAACAUUGACCAUCCAAGAGCAAAGCCACUCAAAGACUUCAGGACCCUCCAAACUCAUUACAAGAGAAAGCAUGGAAUCAAGCCCUUCAUGUGUAGAAAAUGUUGCAAAGCAUUUGCUGUGAGGGGUGAUUGGAGGACUCAUGAGAAGAACUGUGGGAAGCUAUGGUAUUGUUCUUGUGGGUCUGAUUUCAAGCACAAAAGAUCUCUUAAAGAUCAUAUCAAGGCCUUUGGGAGUGGCCAUAAAGCUUAUGGACUCGACUCUCUUGAUCAAGACGAUGAACCUGGCUCUGAAAUUGACCACGAAAAUGUCAAUGAAUCUUUAGUUUCAAGUCAUUGUUGA